This is a messenger RNA of Sitodiplosis mosellana (orange wheat blossom midge), 3291 nucleotides long. Its product is annotated as jouberin-like. Gene Ontology annotation, cellular component: ciliary basal body. Gene Ontology annotation, molecular function: protein binding. The transcript is spliced from 8 exons. Gene Ontology annotation, biological process: motile cilium assembly. Lineage: Eukaryota; Metazoa; Arthropoda; Insecta; Diptera; Cecidomyiidae. Bases 1 to 3291 code for a protein of 1096 amino acids. The record is from RefSeq and is a predicted model, not a curated record.
AUGAAUAACAAAUCGACGGAGAACCUAAUUGAAUCUGGAGGAUCUGUUGAAGAGAUUCAGGCACUUGAUGUUUCACCAUUGGAUUUGAAAAUAACUCGUCAAGUGUCUAACUCUGAUCGGGUUGAGAAUAAUCCAACCAUUGAUAUACAUCAUAAAAAGGUUUCAAAUAGUUUUCUGGCGGAAAAAUCCGAUGAAACUGGUACGGAAUUGAAACCAUUACACCCACCAGUUCCGGCAGCUCGGAAAUUUAGUCUACCACCAAUUGCGAACAAACGAAAUGGCAAAGACUUGAAGGAAAAUUCGAAUCAAUUGACGCGAAAACAGUCGCUUCGAAGUGAUGAUACGAUUCAAAUGAUCAACGAACGAACGGUUGUGCCACAACAGAGUAUUGCAGACAAUACUGACAGUGAAUCUGAUUCAGACAUACGCCAAAAUAACUCGUCCGCUCGAGAUAAACGCAAUAAGAUCGAAUUGUUAUUGAUGAGCAAAGAGGCGAAAAAGCACUUGGGACGACAAUUUGUUGGCAGCAGUCAAGCAAAUGAGGAAACUACAUCAUUCAUCUCAUAUGAAGAGAAGCAUGAAAAAGAAGAUAACUCCGAACACAACCAUUCAUCGAAUCAUUCGUCGGCAAAUCUAAGAAAUUCAUCAAAUGAUGAAAAUGGUGGAACAAAUAAUGAAGCGUUCGUUCCAGACGAUGACCCACGCUCUGAUGAUGAAAAUCGCCCGACAACGACGGCUGAAAAUGCUGCUGCAAAACAUAAAACUAAAUCAAAAAAGAAAGAUAAAAAAUCGAAAUCAACAAAGAAGUUGAAGUCGAAGCGCAUGAAAAGUACAUCGCAAAGUGCUGAGCAAAGAACCGAACACAUUGUAUCUGCAGAGGAACAAGAUGAACAAGCAACAUACGAUUUCAAGAGAGUCAUAGGCAUUUGGAUUCAUGAAACUUCAGCCCUACGAUUCGAUCCACACAUAAGACAGCCAAGAGUACGAGUGUCGUUUUACAAUUUAAACGAUGGUGAAUUGCUAAGUAAAAGUAAUCCGCUUCGGAAUGCCGUUUCUAACUACGAACCAAAUAAUGUUACAUUCAUUCAACCGAUUCUGAGCAACAGAUGCAAAUUCAAGGAAUCUAGCGAAAUCGAGUGCGACUGGAAUAACGAACUGCUGUUAAUAAACGAAGACAUUCGUCACAUUCAGAAAGAUCAUGUCAUAAUAUUCUUUGAAAUUAUGGACAUUUUAGUAUCGAAUGGCUGGAAUCCAAUAUGCUGGGCAUUCCUUCGGCCAGGAAAUGGUAAAUCCUUUUCAAAUAUCGAUAUCCGAAGUGAACUUCAAUUACAUCAUUAUCAGCGACAACGAUCUAAGCACGGUAUAAUGGAUGAAUGGAAGGCACAAAAACGGAUUAAAUAUCCAGCAAGUUUAUCGGUGACAGUGGCAUCCUAUAAGCCUGAAUCAAUGCGAAGUGUGUCGUUAACACGGCCAAUGAGUGUUUUAGAAGAAGAAAUGACCGGAGACAUUUAUACAUGUGAUUCGGAUGGCGAAGAGCUCAGUGAACAAUUGUGUAAACCAGAUGAUUCCAAUUUUGAUCAACGAUCUCAAAAUUUGCCCGAAAAAUUGAAUCGCAACGAAACGAAAAUGUUGAAUCUUGAGAUGCGUUUGCCUGGACAACAAUGCAAAUGUCCGAAUCGAUUGGUAUAUAAGCAUGAAAUUUCGGGUCAUUCACGUUGUCACGGUACACACUCACAAUACGGAUCGAUGACAUCGAAAUUCAGUCCUGCUGGUUCAUUAUUGGCAUUCCAUCGUACGACGUACAUGAGAAGCAAUCAUGAAAUCAUUAUUAUGGACGUCAAUAGCUUGCAUGUGUCACAUGUGCUGGUGGGACAUUUCAGCAUCGUUUACGAUAUCGACUGGCUCAGUGAAGAUACGUUGAUCUCCGUUUCGUCGGAUCGAACAGCCAUCAUUUGGUUUCUUACCGGAAAUAGUUUUAAAAUUCGGGUGCUACCGCAUCCUUCGUUUGUUUAUGCGGCCAAAUGGUUGAGUAAGUCUCCCGAAUACGCAUAUGUGGUGACAGGUGGACGUGAUUGUGUUUUACGAAUUUGGAAAAUCAGCACAAACAUCGAAGCAGACAUUGAGCUAUGUGACGAGUUGAUACAGCACGAUAAUUACAUCACUUCAGUGGCAGUAUCGCGCAAAUCAACCAAACUAUACACCGCUGAUUGGAAUGGUGUUCUGCUUGAAUGGAGCCGUACAAAGAGUACGAAGGGCAAAGAUGUUGGGCCAUUGUAUCAUAUGCGCAGGAAAAUAAAAAUCUUUCCGACGAGUGUGGUUCGAGUCGAAUUGCAUGUAAAAAGCAAUCGUCUGUAUGUUCAAUGUGUCAACGAUCCCUUGAUUUAUGCAAUCGAAACAACGUCAGCGAUUAUUGUAAAAACAAUCCGAUUUGCCGAUGACUAUCACAUUACACUAGAGCUUCGACACACAUUCACUGUAUCGCCAUGUGGAUCGUUAAUCUUCACUAAAAAUGCCCAUGAAGAUGAAAUCAAAUGUAUUCGCAUAUCGAACGAGGAGGCCGUUGGUCAGUUUCGUAUUCCAAUUUCGUUGACAACAAGAAAGUAUUCCGUCACAUCGAUGUGCUAUCAUCCUAGCAAAGAUUUGAUUUCAUGUUCGAUAUUUGGUGAUACAAUGCAUUCAUGUUUGUUUUUAUUGUGCCAUGCAAGCGAAGAGAUAAGCAAAAGACAUGGAAGUGUGGUUCGAAGUAAGGAAGAAAUCAGCUGGGAGCAUGAUCUGAAUACAUUACAGCAAUGGUACAACAAUCGAUCGCAAGACAUCACCAACACCGAUGAGAUUGCAUUAGACUCCAUUUUGAGUCGUAUUGACGAUUUAUUUUUUAUGGCCAUUCGAAGUCCAAAAAAUAUCGUUGAUACCAAACAACUCAAAGAUAUGCAAAUGUUUUUACAAAAAUUUCCCAUCGAAUCCGCACAAGCGCAAUGGCCAGAUGAUGACAGAAUGUUAGAAAAUCAAAGCCAAAACGAUGAACAGGAUCAUAUAGAAUUUUUGAAUGAUGACAAAUUCAAUGACACUUCUGCAAAGUCAACUCGGAUGUCAUUUCAAAUGCAGAGCGCUGCAAAUCCGUCGUUAAAAAGCAGCGAUACACAAUCAAACACUAGCUCACGACACACAUUCAACAUAAAUAAACAAACAAAAGCAAAAGCAAAACCAAUUCCCAAACUAAAUCCAGAUGACGUCAAUAUGCCAUCGGAUGACAGCCAACCAAGCAAUCGAACAUUUGAAAUUCCAAAAUAA